GCUGCUUAGUUGGAGCCGGGAGAGGGUCGCGGCUGGGCUCGGUCUGGGCGUGAGGCCGGCGCGGGCAGAGCGGGCGCCGGGCGCGGACUGCAGAGCGGGCGGCGCGAUGUUCAGCUGGAUGGGGCGGCAGGCGGGCGGGCGCGAUCGCGCGGGCGGCGCCGACGCGGUGCAGACGGUGACGGGCGGCCUGCGCUCGCUCUACCUGCGCAAGGUGCUGCCGCUGGAGGAGGCGUACCGCUUCCACGAGUUCCACUCGCCCGCGCUGGAAGACGCGGACUUCGACAACAAACCGAUGAUCCUGCUAGUGGGCCAGUACAGCACUGGCAAGACCACCUUCAUCAGAUACUUACUGGAGCAAGAUUUCCCGGGCAUGAGGAUUGGUCCCGAGCCCACCACCGAUUCCUUCAUUGCUGUGAUGUACGGAGAGACCGAGGGCAACACCCCAGGCAACGCACUGGUCGUGGACCCCAAAAAGCCCUUCCGAAAGCUUAGUCGUUUUGGAAAUGCUUUCCUGAAUCGAUUCAUGUGCUCCCAGCUGCCCAAUCAGGUUCUGAAAAGCAUCAGCAUCAUUGACAGCCCUGGCAUCCUGUCUGGGGAGAAGCAGCGCAUCAGCCGAGGCUAUGACUUCUGCCAGGUCCUGCAGUGGUUCGCCGAGCGGGUGGACAGGAUCAUCCUGCUCUUCGACGCCCACAAGCUGGACAUCUCGGACGAGUUCUCGGAGGCCAUCAAGGCCUUCCGGGGUCAGGAUGACAAGAUCCGAGUGGUGCUGAACAAGGCCGACCAGGUGGACACACAGCAGCUGAUGCGCGUGUACGGGGCCCUCAUGUGGUCGCUGGGUAAGGUCAUCAACACGCCCGAGGUGCUGCGCGUCUACAUCGGCUCCUUCUGGGCUCAGCCCCUGCAGAACACGGACAACCGCCGCCUCUUCGAGGCCGAGGCCCAGGACCUCUUCAGGGACAUCCAGGGCCUCCCGCAGAAGGCGGCCGUGCGGAAGCUCAACGACCUCAUCAAGCGAGCCAGGCUGGCCAAGGUGCAUGCCUACAUCAUCAGCUACCUGAAGAAGGAGAUGCCGAGUAUGUUUGGGAAGGAGAACAAGAAGCGGGAGCUCAUCAGCAGGCUGCCGGAAAUCUACGUCCAGCUGCAGCGCGAGUACCACAUCUCCGCAGGCGACUUUCCCGAGGUCAAGACCAUGCAGGAGCAGCUGGAGAACUACGACUUCACCAAAUUCCACUCGCUGAAGCCCAAGCUCAUCGAGGCCGUGGACCACAUGCUGACCAACAAGAUCUCCUCCCUCAUGAACCUCAUCAGCCAGGAGGAGACCAACAUGCCCACGCAGCUGGUGCAGGGCGGCGCCUUUGACGGCACGGCCGAGGGCCCCUUCAACCAGGGCUACGGCGAGGGCGCCAAGGAGGGCGCCGACGAGGAGGAGUGGGUGGUGGCCAAGGACAAGCCGGUCUACGACGAGCUCUUCUACACCCUGUCCCCGGUCAACGGCAAGAUCUCGGGGGUCAAUGCCAAGAAGGAAAUGGUCACCUCCAAGCUGCCCAACAGCGUGCUGGGCAAGAUCUGGAAGCUGGCCGACUGCGACGCGGACGGCAUGCUCGACGAGGAGGAGUUCGCGCUGGCCAAGCACCUCAUCAAGAUCAAGCUGGACGGCUACGAGCUGCCCAACAGCCUGCCCCCGCACCUCGUGCCCCCCUCCCACAGGAAGUCCCUGCCCAAGGCCGACUGAGGGGGCGGGAGGCGGCGUGGGUGGGAUUGGGGGGUGGGGAACCUGGGCCCCGAGGCCGCUCUGCCACGGAUUCUGCCCUGAACGACCUCGGGCCAGGCACUGCUGCUUCGUGCCUCGGUUUCCCUGUUCACAGAAUGGGGAGGGCAGACACCGAACACUAGACACGGGGUCCUCUCACCCCGACAGUUCCCUGAGUUUCCAUUCAAGUCUCUCGUGGGGAGGGGGUGAAGAAGAUGGAAGAGCUGAGGAGAAAGAGCAGUUGUCCAAAGAGAAACUGGAGAGACAGAGGGGGCGUCUCAGAGGCUAAGGGGGUGCUGGGGGCCACAGGCAGCCUGUCUGUAGCCCCAUCUGUCCCUCAAAGACACGGGAAGGAGCAGAGACAAUCUUUCUGCCAGCUUCAUGUUUGUUGGGGGGCGGGGGCAGAGGGAGUGGUCUUCUAUUCUCUCCACACUGUCUUCGGCACCUGCAGGUGUGAAAGGAACCCCCGUCCGGUCUGUGCACACCCCCCACCAGCUCUGUCCCCCUCCUGCCCACACCGCCCCCCCCCUCCAGUCCCCAGCACAGCAGCUUCUGAGCAGGUGUUUGGAGCCCUCAUCUGCACUCAUCCAUGCCUGGGAAGAUGCUGCAUUGGAUUGCCGUCAAGAUUCUGCAUUCCACUCUGGUCUGGCGGUCCUGGACGAUGUCUGCGCAGUGGAGUCUGUUUCUAGAACUGAACCCCACCCGGGGAGAGGGGAUGCCCCCACACCCGUGCUCUCCGUGGCUAGCAGCAAUGUCUCUGGUUACAGGUGUGUCCCCUUGCCCAGGGACACAGGAGCAAAUGCUGCCCAGGGCUGUCAGGGAGAAGAAAUAUGUCUACUCACCUAAACACUGGUUUUUGAUCUGUUUUUCUUUUUUUUUUUUCCCCCUUUUAUGGAGUUGGGGAAGGGGCGGGGAGGGCAGGUGAUUUUUAUUUUGCCCACUGUCAUUUCCUUACAGGCCGAGAGCCUUUACUCAGAAACAGAGUGAAAUCUGAGAUCAGAAGCCUUUCUUUCAAAAAACUCUGGUGCCCACCGUGGCCGUGCACCAUGCAGGCACGCAUGGACCCUGGCUCUGGACUGUUCCCUCCCACGGGCCCCCUGCAGGCCUGUGUCAGCGGUGGCUCACCAACACCCAUGUACUUAGGAGGUGCCUUCGUGGGGCACAGGUGCCUUCUCUCUCCUCUCCUCAUUGACGCAAAUGCGACCCGGGCCCCCUCUGAGCCUUACACAAACCCACACUUUUGUCCUGGGGCAGCAACAAGGGGAAAAACUCGGGAACAUUCUUCAACCCGCACCCACUUCACAGUCCUGCGCUUUCUCAAUAAUCAAGCUUUAAAAGAAUAAAUGCAUACUAUGGGAUUUUUUUUAAUCUUCACGAGCACUUUUGAAUUCAUUAGACACAGAAAAAGAUGUGUCUGAUUGCAGCUCUGUAACAAGCAGGUGGCUGUGCCCCGUGGUGCCUGCGUGACAGCGUGAGAGAGAAGAGAUGGUCAGGCAGGGGCGAGACACACCAGGGCCAGCUGAUUUCCCAUUAGAGUUAUCACAGCUUGUAAUUCAUCAGUUACCCGAUAGAAAGAUGAAACACAAACAAAUAUAUAUGUGACAGGUGUGUGUGUCCUCUAACACGUGCUCCUGUGUUCAGAUGAUGACCUGGUCAGUCAGGUUUUGUCCAUUUAGGACCUUGAGGAAUUUUUAGAGGAGCAGCAGGUUGAGGGUUUCUGACUUGCAGGAAUGGCUUAGGCCCUGGGCUCACCCCCAUCCCUGGGGAGUCGCUGGCAGCCAAAAUCCUAACCCCACUGGGCCCCGGGGUAUCUCCUGGGAAGGAAAAGGAAACCUCAUGUCCAUUUUUCUUCAUAUCUCUCUCUCACGACAUGAAGUCAUUUGACAUGAAAAGUUGGAAAGAAAAGAAAGGCCUGGAGAUGGGCUGGGGUGAUAGCAUAGCGGGUAGGGCGUUUGCCUUGCACGCGGCCAACCCGGGUUCAAAUCCCAGCAUCCCAUAUGGUCCCCUGAGCACCGCCAGGAGUAAUUCCUGAGUGCAGAGCCAGGAGUAACCCCUGUGCAUCGCCAGGUGUGACCCAAAAACCAAAAAAAAAAAAAAAGAAAAGAAAAGAAAGGCCUGGAGAACAACUGGGACGGGGGCCACUGGGGACCCAGAGCUUCCUGGGCCCAUCCAGAGUCUGAAUCCGGGGCCAAAGCACCUGUUCCUGCCCCCUCACCCCUGCAGCCUGCGGUGGAAGAUCCUAGCUCUCCUGCAUCCGUUCAGCUUGGCCACAUUGCCUUGCCCACACCACCCCAACAUUCAGUGCACCCUUCCCAGAUGGGCAGAGGCUGAGUGUGCUGGCAGGUCAAGCUGAAGCAGGAAACUCGGCAAUCACAGUUCUGAGGCUUGAGAUGAUUUUCUUCACAGCACAUGGCUUUCUGUAGCGUCAGCUUCUGCAGUUGAACUGGGAGAGGGAGUGAAAAUUUCCUGCUCCUCCAGUCAGCUUCUGUUGGGUGCGCUCCUGAUGAGGACUCCAGGUCCUGCCGGGACUCCCCACUCUGUAGGUGCCAGACCCUCCAGCUCAGCCCAGCGGGGAGCGUGGGUUUGUGGCACUGUACCCCGGGGGCCGGCCCACUCCCAGCGGGCAGAGCUGCACAUUCCACAUUGGUCUCUGCAGCGUUAUCUUCUGGACUUUGGGCUCUGGGCCCUUCCUCAAGAGGAAUUGUGUCCUCAAACUGGCGCUGUGGCCAGGGCAGUGAGGGGCUGCCCGGGGGGAAGGAGGGUGCAGCCACCACCUGGGCCUUUCUCUCUGUAGUGUGCCACCUUCUUUAUCCCCAGAGAAAUGAACAGCCUAGACUAACCGAAUCCAAGAAAAGCAUGAACUGACAUUUUUACUUUCUCUGUGGGAUGGGACAGAAGAACAACAUUCUUAGAGGGGGAAAAAAACAAAACCUGAGUCUGUUCAGCUGAAUGCAAGCCUUGUUUCAGAGUGUACCAAGAUCCCUGUCAGGGAGAAAGCUCAAAGGGCUGGAGCGUGUGCUUGGCAUGUGGAAGCCCCGGGUUCCAUCCCUGGCACUCCAUAGGCCGCUUGGAGCACUGUGCUGGGAAUAGCCCCUGAGCACCACUGAGUGUGGCCCCCAAACAAAAAGGAACUUAAAAAAAAAAAGUAUAUCAAGUUACAUGUCAGCUGGCCACUGCAGUUAAUACACCAUGCUUCUAUUUUUUUUUGUAAUCUUGUCUAGCAGUGUCAAACACGCCAUCUACUGAUCAAUAAACUAUCUGGGGGAAAUA
Molecule: messenger RNA, 5020 nt
Organism: Sorex araneus (European shrew)
Lineage: Eukaryota; Metazoa; Chordata; Mammalia; Eulipotyphla; Soricidae
Gene: EHD4
Product: EH domain containing 4
Exons: 6
Coding region: 107-1732 (541 amino acids)
Biological process (GO): clathrin-dependent synaptic vesicle endocytosis; endosomal transport
Cellular component (GO): plasma membrane; cytoplasm; clathrin-coated pit
Molecular function (GO): protein binding; molecular adaptor activity; GTP binding
Source: RefSeq, a predicted model, not a curated record